CUGUAUGAGCACGACGAGCUCAUAAGAAGAUAUUUUCCCUCCUGAAAUUUCAAUUUUGCGCAACUGAUAACAACAAAAUGGGGCAUCAUCAACGCCAACAACAACAGAAUCAUCCAUCAAUGGAUGGUUUAGUUAAUCUGCUCAGCAAAUCUAAUAAUGAUCUUACUACUGUUUAUAACAAGCUGGAGAGGGAAUUCCAACAAACUUACCCUGACAAUGCAAAUCCACUGAAGUUAGUUACCCGGAUCAAGAAAAUCCAGGAAGAUCUUUCAUCUUUGAAAGACCAGUGCAGAGAACUCUUAUCUGCCAAGCAGGAUUUGAUAGACAAGGCCAGGAUGAGUCUGGUCAGUAAUAGGAGUCUAGUUCAACGGAUGCAAGCAUCAUCUGGGAUUCCUCCUACUAAUGAUUCGGAUGAUCCGGCAUACACUAAUUUAAACCAGAUCAUUGCCGAGUGGACAGCUCAACUAAGUUCAGAGACAGGGGAUGAUAUGCUUGAGUCUGACUCGGAUGAUAUCAAUAAGUUGCUUUUUUCAGCAUUAGUUCACCCAAAUUGAAAAAGAGGGAACAUUGAAGAUAACCGAAAAAGUAGCCUCUUCAGAGCCUUCUCAGCUACUUUAUGUUACUGUGUGUAAGGUACAUAUAUAGACCCCCCUUUCCUUUCUGGAGGUGCCAUUAAUUAAACAUUUUCGUGAUGCUGGAAUAUGGAUUUUCUCAUGUAUAUUGGUCAUACAAGCUUGUUAGAAAAGCACAACGAUUUGCAGAUUGCGCUUACUUAUUUUGAAGAUUACAUGUCUUUCGCAGAAUCUUGAAUUUACCUAUUUCCGUUUCAAAUUCUUUGUUUGUGCCCUUGAUUCUUUUUAUACUUGAUACCAAUAGAACUCCGAGUUUAGGUAUCAAAAUAUUAAGAACUCACUUUCAAACCACUAUUUCUCAUUAUAGAAGAUUGAACGUCUUCUGAUAUAUAGAUCCCUCGAACAAAUGUUGCUUUAAUUUAUAGAAUAAU
Molecule: messenger RNA, 1003 nt
Organism: Papaver somniferum (opium poppy)
Lineage: Eukaryota; Viridiplantae; Streptophyta; Magnoliopsida; Ranunculales; Papaveraceae
Exons: 5
Coding region: 78-554 (158 amino acids)
Biological process (GO): cell division; mitotic cell cycle; chromosome segregation
Cellular component (GO): spindle microtubule; outer kinetochore
Molecular function (GO): microtubule binding
Source: RefSeq, a predicted model, not a curated record